This is a messenger RNA of Saccostrea echinata, 596 nucleotides long. RefSeq lists its product as uncharacterized. The transcript has 2 exons. Gene Ontology annotation, molecular function: protein binding. The coding region runs from base 12 to 596 and encodes 194 amino acids. NCBI's taxonomy places the organism in Eukaryota, Metazoa, Mollusca, Bivalvia, Ostreida, Ostreidae. The record is from RefSeq and is a predicted model, not a curated record.
AGAUAAGUACCAUGUUAGCUACAAAUUUCGUUGUUCUAAGUACAAUUGUCCUUUGUCACGGACAGAGAGUCCAACGUCUUCUGGUCACAGGUCCUCCGAAUUCAAACGAAAGGAUUUCUCAUUUAGAGACUACUGUUCAGAAUUUGGCGGCCACCGUUCAACAACUCACCCAAAGACUUGCAACAGUUGAAAAAUACAACUCCAAUCCAAUUUACUUUUCUGCAUAUCUAACCAACACAUUCACCCCUCCUCGUGACCGCCAGACUAAUGUGGUAUAUAAUGGUGUUCACUUCGACAGUCAUAAAACCUACAACCCAUCCACGGGGUACUUCACGGCUCCUGUUACUGGAUUAUACGUCUUUAGUUGGGAGAAUCUGACAGCGCCGGGAAAAGUGUUUGACACGGAAUUGCUAGUAAAUGGAGUUAGUAGAGAGCGAGACAACUGUAAUAACGAAGGAUCAACCGCCGGUUAUCUCAGCUGUACCCAGGUUUUGCCGGUGAAACUUAACGCUGGUGACCUUGUGAAUAUAAGAACUACCUAUGGGAAUUAUGCUCAUGGUGGAUGGUGUAGUUUCAGUGGCUGGCUUGUGCGUUGA